Paramecium pentaurelia is the source of this 409-nucleotide messenger RNA. The record is from the annotation of a GenBank genome assembly. Lineage: Eukaryota; Ciliophora; Oligohymenophorea; Peniculida; Parameciidae.
AUGUAUUAGAACGUGAUUUAAGGAAUACCAGUAUGCAUGUAUAACCUAAUUUUAACACUUUUAGGGAUCAGAACUCUACUUUCUAUUCCAAAAAAAAUAUUUGUGAUUAUGAAAAUUAAGUAAUAGUCAAUAAGUAAAUCUCAACAUUAAUCUUAGAUAACUUCCCUAAUGGGCUAAUAAUUAAGAAAAAUAGACAGAAAUAUAAUGUUAGUUUUGUAAACGUCCAAUCAUAACUAUAACAAAAUAAAGAAUUGGAAAAGGUUCUUUAGUAUGUUCAUUCAUUUUAAUCUUAACCUUUCCAGUAUUGUUCUGGUUGCCUUGCUAUAAAGAAUCUUGCUAAGAUGUAGUUCAUUUGUGUCCUAAUUGCAGCCAUCUAGUUGGUGAAAAGCUGUAUAAACCGUGUUCUUGA